Molecule: messenger RNA, 4098 nt
Organism: Trichosporon asahii var. asahii CBS 2479
Lineage: Eukaryota; Fungi; Basidiomycota; Tremellomycetes; Trichosporonales; Trichosporonaceae
Product: collagen triple helix repeat protein
Exons: 3
Coding region: 1-4098 (1365 amino acids)
Source: RefSeq, a predicted model, not a curated record
AUGGCCGACCAGUACAACCAGAGCUCGGUCACUGGCGGCGGCCUGGCGACGUCGGCCAAUGUGCCCCGCCCCGGCACUUCGAUCAACCCCGCCACCGGCCAGCCCAACACUGCAGGCCUGACCCGCGAGCAACUUGCUGCCAAGCGGGCCGCCGAGGGCGGUUCCGGAGGAACCGGCGAGAAGUCUUUCUCCGAUGACGUCGGACAGGCUUUCGAUGGCAUUCGAGGCGCCCCGCCACAGCAGCAGCGCUCCUCAAACUAUCCCGAGGGCUUCAGCCAGCAGUCAUUCGCGACCUCGCAGCAGCGCUCCGAGACUCCCAAGGCCUCGUCGCAGCAGCAGACCCAGCGCUCGAACGCUCCCGCGUCCCCGAACCCAACGCAGGACGUCCAGGCCGUUGCGCUCGACGACAACACCACCGCUUACUUCAUUGACGAGGUCGGUGAUGAGGCUAGCUAUGACAGCAUUGACACCGCCGACAACCUGUACCGUGGUGGCGGUUCGAGCGGUACUGGCGGUGCCGGCGGCCACGACACCACUGGCGGUGCUCGAGGCGCUGGUGGUACUCAGAGCAACCAGCAGUUCAUCCAGCCCCACUCUGGGCAGGACCAGUCGUCGUACGCGCAGCAAGGCCAAGGCCAGCGCGGCGUUGGCGGCAACAACACCGGUACGUCGACGGAGGCCGUCAUGGUGACUCGACCUGACACGGCCGAAGGUGGGAACCGCGAGGCGAUGAUUGCCUCCACCGGCGCAGAUCGGAAGAGCGUCGUCCCCACCAGAAACACAGGCGCGGACAGAACUCCCGCUGAUGCCUCAGCCACCUCUACCGCGUCCAGCACGCCCAUCGUCACUCCUGGCGCUACGGGCACUACUGGCACUGGCACUGGUCAGCAGAUCCAGCGCCAGACUGGUACUGGUACCGGAGCGGGUGCCACCACCGGCACUGGUGCUGGUACCACGGGUACCUCUGGUGCCUACAACAGCAACACCAGGCAGCAGGGCUACCAGUCCACCGGCGGCGACAACAUCACGCCUUCCGAGUCUGCCUCGCGUGUCCCCACGCGCCAGGAGUCUAACGAUGUCUGGGAAGACUCCCGCGAGUAUCAGGACCACGACCCCACCGGCGCCCGCGAGGGUGCUGGCUGGAAGACCGCCGCUGGCGCCGGUGCUGCCGGCGGUGCCGUGGGCGCUGGCGUCGCCGGCGUCACGUCUCAACUUCACAAGACCCACCUCACGGAGAGCGACCGCACCGCGUCCAACGCUGCUGUCGUGAAUGACGACGGCCACUCGCGCACCCGCGACAACGACGACACCCGUCGUAGCACCUUUGGUACCGGUGACACUACUGGCACCCAGCAGGGCUCUGGCAUCGCUGGCGCUUCUGGCACUUCUGGCCAGCGCGGCACCACUGGCACCUCUGGCACCUCUGGAAACACUGGCACUACCGGUACCACUGGCACGGGCAGCCACGGUGUGUCUGCUCCUGUUGCGGCGGGCUUGGGCGCCGGUCACUACGACUCGACGCACAACACUCACCCUAGCACCACGGGUACCACUGGAACUACUGGUACUACCGGCACCUCGGGUACGACUGGUACUACCGGCACUGGUGUCGCCGGAACCACUGGCACCGGCUCGCACCCCAGCACCACCACUGGCACUACUGGUACCACUGGAACCCACGGUACUACCGGUACUACCGGGACCACCGGGACCACUAGUACUACUGGAACCCACGGCACCACUGGCGCCACGGGUUCGCACCCUGGUACCACCUCCGCUGUCGCUUCUGAGCAGCGCGGUGUGCCCGCUAACAGCGGCUCUGUUACCUCGUCCGGCACCGCCAGCCAGCGCGACCGCUACCCCACUGGCAAGACCGAGGGCACUGCUCUCGGCGCUGCCGCCGGUGCUGCCGCUGGAGGCGCCGCUGGCGCCGCGGCCGUCCACCACAACCAGCAUGGCCAGGACCUGUCGCACACUCAGUCCCACUCGUCGCACGCCGGUGGCCUGUUCCACAGCAAGUCUCGCGACCCUCAGCUGUCGCACACGUCCACUCGCGACAGUGCUGCCAUCGAGCGCUACCGCACCCGCGAGGCCGAGAUUCCCUCGGCUGGCAAGCCGCGCGACGGCGCCGAGCGAUUCAUCGCCUCGGAGCAGGACGCGAUGGUUGACGAUGUGCCCGGCUUCACUGACGUGCCUGCCUCCAUGGCGGCUCGCGCGCACCACCACCCCGACCCCGGCGGUGCUGACACUGCCAUCCUCGCUUCGGGCGGUACCGGUGCUGCCAAGGACGCUGUUCCUGUCGGCGUCGAGGCGACCAACGCCGACGUUGCCAAGGAGCGCGAGGAGUGGGCUGAGGGCGCCCAGACCCACCGCACGCCCGACGGCACUCUCGUCAUGACUGAGCAGGAGUGGGCAGCGCUCGCCGAGAAGGAGAAGCGUGCUGGUGGCGGCCACUUCGACACCGGCACUGGUGCUGUUGGGGGCACUACUGCCGGCACCUCGGGUCACCACAAGCACCACGGCCUCUUCCACCACCACCACGACAAGGACAAGAAGCACAAGGACACCACCGACGAGUGGCACAACCACGGCUCGCCCGGCCACAACCCUCCCGUCACUGAUGCGAGCGUUGCCUCCGCCGGCGCCUGGGUCGACACCGAGCGUCGCGGUCACCCGGAGGAUGCCUCGUACGCCCUUGCCCAGUCCGGUACUGGCCAUGGCCACACUCCCCACCGCACUCUCUACACCGCUCACCACACCGUCACUCACCCCGACGAGUGGCACAACCACGGCUCGCCUGGUCACAACCCUCCCAUUACUGAUGCGAGCGUUGCUUCCGCCGGCGCUUGGGUCAACACUGAGCGUCCCGGCCACCCAGAGGAUGCCUCGUACGCUCUGAAGAAGGGUACUGCUACCACUGGCCACACUGGCACCGCUACCGGCACCAGUGGCACCACUGGUACUACUACUGGCCACACCGGCACCACCGGCACCACUGGCACCACUGGCCACACCGGCACCACCGGCACCACUGGCACCACUGGCACUACCGGUGCCACUGGUCACACUGGCACCACAGGCACUACGGGCACUACCACCGGCCACACUGGCACCACUGGCACUACCACCGGCCACACUGGCACCACUGGUACUAACGGCACGGGCACCACUGGUACCACCGGUACCACCGGUACUGGCCAGUCCGGCAUCUCGGCCCCUGUGGCCGCAGGUCUCGGUGCAGGCCACUACGACUCGACCCACCACACUGCCGAGACCGCUGCCGCCGCCGCCGGCGUCGGAGCCGGUACUGGUGCCGCCGUUGGCGGAGCUUCUGCCGCCCGCUCCACCCCUGGUACCGGCCACGCGACCGGCUCCACAACCCAGGACAUCAAGGCUGCCGGUCGUGACGUCGCUCAUGGUAACAAGCCCGGCACCACUGGCACUACUGGUGCAACUGGCACCACCGGAACUACUGGCACUACUGGUACCACUGGAACUACUGGCACGACCUCAAGCCCCGUCAAGGAGACCCACGUCGGCUCUACCCCCGGCACCACUGGCACCACUGGCACCACCACUGGUACUACGGGCACCACUGGCACAACCACCGGCGGAACCCCCGGCACGGGCCACAACACUGGCUCCACCACCCGCGAUGUGAAGGAGGGUGUCAAGGAUGCGGCGCACGGCCGCACUCCUGGCUCUACCCCCACUAGCACCGGUGCUACUACCGGCACCACCGGCACCACUGCCGGACAUCACGACGCCACGACCGGCACCACGGCCGCCAACACCGGUACUGCCCGCACCACUGGCACGACCGGCACUACUGGCACCACGGGUACCACCGGCACGCACGGCACGACGGGAACCACCGGCACGCACGACACGACCGCCACGGGCGCGACGGGCCACAGCCGCAACGAGAGCGUCGGCUCGACCGGGAGCGGCAAGAAGGGCAAGGUCGGGUUCAUGGCCAAGAUCAAGGGCGAGAUGAAGGUGAUGAGCGGCAAGAUGUCGCACGACGAGGCAAAGGUGCUCGAGGGCGAGGCGAUCAAGCGCGGCGAGGGCGCCACGGGCCACGGAAGCACCUACUAA